GCAACUUCUCGUAUAUCACUUCCCUCAUGGCCCCUCACUUCCUCUGCUGUCUGCCCAUCCGUUUUGGUGCCUUCAUCAUCUCCUUGAUUUCACUGGGCAUAGCCAUCCUUGUAGCGGGUAUAGCAUGGGCAGGUGUUUACCUUGAUGACCAUCCUAAUGCCAUCAAAGAUCCACGACAUCAAAUACCUGAUUUCAAGUUAUCGAGGGGGCAGAAGAUAAUGCUCAUUGUAUACGGGGUUAUAUACACACUGUUCACCGUUGUCUCGCUCUUUGGUCUGAUCGGAGUUCUCAUAAAGAGAGUCAACUAUGUCCGCACGUUCUCUGGGUUCCUCCGAGGCUUCUUGAUUGCCACAAGCAUCUUGUCAAUCAUCCAGCUCGUACUUUUCUUUGUAAAGAAAGACAAUAACUGCACAUUGGGCUCAGAAAGCUCCGGUACCUGCGUGAAAAGUCAAGGACUUUCCACUGGCGCAGUCAUUGCAAUCGUCAUCGUGGUCAUAUUGAUCCCCAUUCUCUUUUUAUCCUACGCUUGCUGGAUUAUUUCCGACUGCAUCAAGUACAUCGAAGACCAGCACGUCGGCUCUCGGAAUGUGGGCAUGUAUCCCUUCUCCCAGCCUUAUGCCGCCGUCAAGCCUCACGAAGUCGACCUCCAUCACCCUUACAACAAACCAUACGACAGCCAAGCUUAAUCUACUCGAUCUUACGGAAAGUUGUAUCUAGCCCUGUAUCCAUUCGGACUAUUUCAUAUUUAUCCUUCAUCUACAUCUACUGCAAUUACAGUUAUCUAUUGCACCGAUUCCGUGAUAUCAAGAACUAAAUUGA
Molecule: messenger RNA, 819 nt
Organism: Marasmius oreades (fairy-ring Marasmius)
Lineage: Eukaryota; Fungi; Basidiomycota; Agaricomycetes; Agaricales; Marasmiaceae
Exons: 4
Coding region: 27-686 (219 amino acids)
Source: RefSeq, a predicted model, not a curated record